Messenger RNA from Myzus persicae (green peach aphid), 438 nucleotides. RefSeq lists its product as uncharacterized. The transcript has a single exon. The record is from RefSeq and is a predicted model, not a curated record. The coding region runs from base 1 to 438 and encodes 145 amino acids. NCBI's taxonomy places the organism in Eukaryota, Metazoa, Arthropoda, Insecta, Hemiptera, Aphididae.
AUGGUGGUGGACAGGUCGAUGCUGUUCAAGGGCCAGGUGAAGAAAGCGGCAGCCAGAGCAGCGGAGAUCGGGAACCAGCUGGCGAGGAUCAUGCCGAACAUGGGCGGGCCCCGAGAGGACCGACGGCAGCUCUUGUCGUCGGUGGUGCACUCUGUACUCCAGUACGGUGCCCCUAGCUGGGAUCAUAAGCUGGAGAUUGUUCCAGUGAACGUUCGGACCCUGAACAGAGCUCAAAGGAGAGUUCUUCUCCGGUGUGCCUGCGCGUACCGCACCGUCUCCGAGACGGCCACAAACGUGAUCGCGUCAACGCUGCCGGCAGACCUCCUGGCGAAGGAGAGAGAGGCGGUGUUCGACCGGAGACGGGCCCCCGUGGCACCCACGGCAGGCAACGAUCCGAGAACCAACACCAUGGAGGCAUGGCAUGAGAGAUGGUCCUAA